GUGUGUGCUACUAUGAAUGGGGACUAACGAACCCUCAGCAGCGGGAGAGGAUUGUGGGAUUAUGUGUGAGGAGGAGCUACGAGUGUGUGUGCGUGCGUGUGUGUGUGUGGCGAGGGCAAGGUAUUAAAGUCAGCGUAAAGGAGGGGAUUGUGAGGGACUGUGUCCACAUCUGUGUGAACCUGCUAGAUUUCUGUCAGCUCAUCUCAAUCUCUCUCUGUACUUAUUGUCUCUCUUGCUCUCGGUCCUUUGUGUUCAUCACUCCGGUUUUCUUUUUCUUUUGAACGUUUUCUUCUUUUACUUAUGCUCCCAUAGUUCAUCUCCUUUUCUCCUCUCUUUGCUAAAAAGCUUUUAGUUUAAUCUCCCGUCUGUAGUUGGUCUGGCUGGCUUCGUCUGCAGUCUGUUCUCCAUUGUCCCUCUCUUUGAGUCUCGAGACGGUUACUCACUGGGCUGUAUUAGUCAGUGUUUCAGCACACAGAAACCAACAUUCACUCAGUAUUGUCCGUGGUUCACUUGCGGUUAGUUUAGCGUAGCUGGGGUUGAGGAGCGGUUCAGGAGCAGUCAUGGUCCUGGUUAUGGAGGACGCCUGUCCCAACGGGGUGAAGGUAGAGGUGGAGCCCCCCCUGGAUGCAGGCGGGACAAGAGAGCGUUUGGCCGGGGAGGGGCCGUCGGCCGAACUCACAGAUGCUGCCAAAACAUCCGGAGUGAUGCAGCAGGUGUUGGACAACCUGGGGGAGCUGCCCCCUUCCACUGGAGCCAAAGACAUCGACCUGAUCUUCCUCAGAGGCAUCAUGGAGAGUCCCAUUGUACGGUCACUCGCCAAGGUAGCACACACACACGGAGGGGAACACACAGAGACUGACUCACACACUGACCACCCGCUCCUCGCUAAGGCUCACGAGCGAUUGGAGGAUGUGAGGCUGGAGGCAGUGCAGGACAACAAUGUGGAGUUGGUCACGGACAUCCUGGAUGACAUUACCGCCCUAAGCGUCUGUGACGAGAGCGCUGCAGAACUCUCCAAAAUCCUCCAGGAGCCCCACUUCCAGUCUCUCCUGGAGGCCCACGACAUGGUAGCCUCCAAGUGCUAUGAAGCCGUGCCCCCAGCCGAGCUAUCUAACGAGGCCAAAGUGAACAGUGCUCUGAUGCAGGCCGACGCCGUUCGCAUGAUUGGCAUCCGCAAGAAGGCCGGAGAACCGCUGGGAGUAACCUUCAGGGUGGAAAAGGACGACCUGGUCAUCGCCAGAAUCCUUCACGGAGGGAUGAUUGACAGGCAGGGUCUGCUGCAUGUUGGUGACAUCAUAAAGGAAGUAAAUGGGCGGGACGUGGGGAACAACCCCACGGAGCUGCAGGAGAUGCUGAAGGACUGCAGCGGCGGAAUCACUCUGAAGAUACUGCCCAGUUAUAGAGACGCACCAGCCCCACCACAGGUGUAUGUACAACCCCACUUUGAUUACGAUCCAGCCAAUGACCAUCUGAUCCCAUGCCGAGAGGCAGGGAUUAGCUUCAAGAGGCGGGACCUCCUGCAGAUUGUUAACAGAGAGGACCCCAACUGGUGGCAGGCGUGUCAUGUGGUUGGUGGUGCCACCGGACUGAUCCCCAGUCAGUUCCUGGAGGAAAAGAGGAAAGCAUUCGUUCCUCGAGAUUUUGACGGCUCAGGGAUCCUGUGCGGUACACUGCCUGGAAAGAAGAAGAAGAAGAUGAUGUACCUGACAGCCAAGAACGCAGAGUUUGACAGGCACGAGCUGCAGAUCUACGAGGAGGUGGCUAAGAUGCCCCCAUUCCAGAGGAAGACCCUGGUUCUGAUCGGAGCCCAGGGGGUGGGCCGUCGCAGCCUCAAGAACCGCCUGGUGGUCCUCAACCCAACACGCUUCGGAACCACCAUCCCCUUCACCUCUCGUCGUCCCCGUGACGAUGAGCUGGACGGCAACUCGUACCGGUUUGUGACGAGGACAGAGAUGGAGGCAGACGUGAAGGCAGGCCGUUACCUGGAGCACGGGGAGUAUGACGGGAACCUCUACGGAACCAAGAUGGACUCCAUCCAUGAGGUGGUGAACACGGGACGCACCUGCAUUCUGGACGUCAACCCACAGGCUCUGAAGGUCCUGAAGACGUCCGAAUUCAUGCCGUAUGUGGUGUUCAUCGCGGCCCCAGAGUUUGAGACGCUGAAGGCCAUGCAUAAAGCUGUGGUGGAUGCAGGAAUCACCACCAAACAACUGACAGAUGUGGAUCUGAGGAAGACGGUCGACGAGAGCGCUCGUAUCCAGAGGGCCUACAACCACUACUUUGACCUCACCAUCACCAACGACAACCUGGACCGCGCCUUUGAGACGCUUCAGGCGGCGGUCGACAAACUCUGCUCGGAACCUCAGUGGGUCCCGGUCAACUGGGUCUACUGAAACCCACUGGACACUGUCUGAGCAGUCCGUUUGACCACCAAGGCAGGGGAGAAGACAGGUGUUUUGUAAUCUGACAGGCCUCCUCCUCUCCCUAGCCUGAAAUACAGUGACACUUUUUUCUACUCAAAACUCAAAGGGAAAGAGUGCUUAUUUAUUUUAGUAUUUGUAUCAAAAAAAAAAAAAAAGACCUUUCUAUUCAGACCAAUGUGGAAUUCAAGGCUAAACAUUUGGGCUGUAUUUUUUAAUUUAUUUUUUGUCUCGUUUAUUUUGUGUAGUAAUUCCCCAGAGAACAAAUUAUGAUGGCUUUUUUCUUUUCUCUUUGGGGACUACUUUUGAAAGAGAAUUUAUUACUGUCAUAUCAACACAGGUCAAGAAUGAAGAUGGACACUGGACAGGGUCACCAAGAAAAUCUGUUUACACUGAGCAUCGUUGCGAUGACAACUAGCGUGUCUUAGUCCGAAUCCUGUGAAGCCUCGUUUUUUGAUUGUCGUAGACCCCUCACCUCACUCCCUCUCCUCAAACAAAAAAUACCCUGUGUACCCAUUGAUCUUUUUAUGGAUUUUACCCAUAGAUUUAUGAAUAUCUACCACUCACACAUCCUAAAGAGAAUAAAAAAGUUAUCUUUACACUUUUCGUUUUACUACUGAGUAUCAGGUUCACAACAGUGUCCCUGUUACUUUACAGUCAUUCUUUGUCUGUUUUUUUCUUACUGGAGAAUCCACUGUCUUGUUGCUAUGACGAUAUAUGUAGUUGAGUGACAUUUUUACCCCCAUGAUAUUUUGCUUUGUGUUGAUGUUUUCUCAUAUUGAACAAACCACAUCCUGUUUUGAUUAGUUUUGUCUGUAUGGCAUGGCCAUCUGAAUACCAUUCACCAUAUACCCUCCAUCUCUAAGGUACUAGUGGUUUUAAUCUGUUUAUAUGUUGCACGAAACAGUGUUGUCCCAAAGUACUUUUCUCCAGUGUCACACAGCGCCAAAGCCCUCUUUCACUCUUAACUGAAUACUACACUGUCUGCUUCCUGUGGUGAUUCUGAAGGACCUCCUAACUUGUCUAACAACAGUGUUUUAAAACACGUCUGAUAGCAAUACAUUACAAUAAAUUAAGUUACAAUAAA
Esox lucius (northern pike) is the source of this 3507-nucleotide messenger RNA. It is a transcript of the gene pals2b, whose product is annotated as membrane protein, palmitoylated 6b (MAGUK p55 subfamily member 6). The record is from RefSeq and is a predicted model, not a curated record. The transcript is spliced from 12 exons. NCBI's taxonomy places the organism in Eukaryota, Metazoa, Chordata, Actinopteri, Esociformes, Esocidae. The coding region runs from base 561 to 2393 and encodes 610 amino acids. Gene Ontology annotation, cellular component: plasma membrane; cell-cell junction. Gene Ontology annotation, molecular function: protein binding.